AUGGCCUCCAAACCCGAGCCGCUCUCCAUCGAAUCCCUGCUGCAGAAGCAAAAGGCGGAGAAAGAGGCUGCGUCAAAGCCCAAAUUCCUUUCUAAAGAGGAGCGGGCGACGCUCGCGAUCUCACAGCGCGCGCAAGAAAUCAGGGAGCAGAAGGCCAGGGAUGAGGCUGUACGGAAGGACAGGGAGACGCUAGAGCGGGAGGCUGACGCGCUUAGAUACCAGGAGAGGGAUAGAGGCGGAGGUAGCAGGUACGGAGGGCGUUAUGACGACCGCUAUGACCGCGACCGCGACCGCUAUGGACGUCGGGACAGGCGAGGAGGUCAGGACGACAGGCGUGGCGGCCAGGGCGAUAGACGCGGAGGCCAGGAUGAUCGACGCGGAGGUCAGGAUGAUCGACGAGGAGGCCAAGACGAUAGACGGGGAGGCCAGGACGAACGACGUCCCAACUACCCAGGCGUGCCGACAGGCCCCCGUGCAGACCGCAGCAAGGACGCACCCUCCGGCUCCGCGUCUUCAACAGCCUCUCCCGCCCCAUUCUCCUCGAUGCCUCCCCCCUCUGGGCCCUCCUCGGGCCCCGGGUCCGCCUCCUCUACACCAGCGCCCGACGGCUCGACCUACGCCCCUCCCAUGACCGAGAACGACCUGUCCGCGAUCCGCUCGCGCUACCUCGGCGUCGACAAGAAAAAGCGCAAGAUCCGCAAGAUGAACGACCGCAAGUUCGUGUUCGACUGGGACGAGCAGGAGGACACGUUCGCAGCGGACGCGCCCAUCGCCGCCGGCAUCCAUCGACAGGGCGCGCAGGUCAUGUUUGGGCGCGGGCAUAUUGCGGGCAUGGACGAUGGCGGUGGUGGUGGUGGCAGCGGCGGCGGCGGUGCAUCCAGAGGCGGUGAGGUGGACAAAAACCUCGCGGAUCCCAUGGAGCGUAGGAAGGCCUCGAAGGUUGGCUAUGACGACCGGCAUUGGACGGACAAGCCUCUGGACGAGAUGAAGGAGCGCGAUUGGCGUAUUUUCCGAGAGGAUUUCAGCAUUGCGGCUCGAGGUGGCAACAUUCCGCAUCCUCUGCGAUCUUGGGUAGAAUCGACUAUCCCUUCGACAAUCCUAGAAGUCAUAGAGAAAAUAGGAUACAAGGAUCCAUCGCCCAUCCAGCGCCAAGCUAUCCCAAUAGGUCUCCAAAAUCGUGAUAUCAUCGGUAUCGCUGAAACCGGCUCCGGCAAAACAGCGGCGUUCGUCAUCCCGAUGCUGACAUUCAUCUCGAAAUUGCCUGCGUUCACGGAUGAGAACAGGCACCUGGGCCCUUAUGCGUUGAUCUUGGCGCCGACUCGUGAGUUGGCGCAGCAGAUCGAGAGCGAGGCGCAAAAGUUUGCGACACAUCUUGGCUUUAAAUGCGUGUCCAUCGUCGGAGGGAGAGCCGUUGAAGAGCAGCAAUUUAAUCUGCGCGAGGGUGCAGAGAUCAUCAUCGCCACCCCCGGUCGUCUGAAGGACGUUCUCGAGCGCCACGUCCUCGUUCUGUCCCAGUGCCGAUACGUAGUCAUGGACGAAGCGGAUCGGAUGGUCCACCUCGGUUUCGAAGUCGACCUCACGUUCAUCCUGGACAAGCUCCCGUCCGAGACGAUGGAGGGCGAGGAGCAGGGCGAGGCGAUGGAGGUCGACGGCGAGACGAUGGUCAAGAAGGGCCGCACACGCGUCACGACGCUGUUCUCCGCGACGAUGCCCGCCGCUGUGGAGCGGUUGGCGAGGAAGUAUCUGAAACGGCCGGCGAUCAUCAAUAUCGGUGAGGCUGGCAGGGCCGUCGACACGGUCGAACAGCGGGUUGAGUUUGUUAUUGGCGACGAGAAGAAAAAGCAGCGGCUGCUGGAGAUCCUCAACAGCGGGGGUUUCCAGUCGCCGAUCAUCGUCUUCGUCAAUCAGAAGAAGACAGCGGAUAUGGUCGCGAAAGACCUCUCUCGUGCAGGCUGGAGUGCCUCGACCCUACACUCUGGGAAGAACCAAGAACAGCGAGAGGCCUCGUUGCAAUCACUGCGCACCGGCGAGGCCGAUAUCCUGGUGGCCACCGAUCUCGCAGGCCGUGGUAUCGACGUGCAAGACGUCUCGCUCGUUAUCAACUUCCAGAUGGCGAACACGAUCGAGGCAUAUGUCCACCGUAUCGGGCGUACUGGACGUGCUGGAAAAUUGGGCACGGCGAUCACUUUCCUCAACAACGAUGAUGACGAAGUGAUGUACGAACUGAAGCAAGGUACGAAACUUCAAACUUCAUAGGCAAAAUAUAUCUGCCGGAGUGCUCUCUCGUGCCUCUGGAAUCCCGCUUUGGUGUUGGUAUUGAUCUGAUCGUGCGCUUUCCCCCCUUGGCAGAGAUAUCGAAGAGCCCGGUGUCCAAAGUCCCGCCUGAGCUUGCCCGACACGAGUCGGCGCAACACAAGGUGUCCAGGGAGAUGAAGCGGAAGAGGGAUGCGGACGACCAAGGAUAAGCCUUUGUGUCAGGUCACGGCAGGCGGGCGUUGGGCGUCAUGGCGACUCGAGAGAGUAUUUCGGGGAUCAUAUUAGUGGACGGACAUUUGCAUGUUGUGUAGUGUACCGAUGCAUUAUAAUGAUGCCAUGUCGGUGAGUCGGGCGAGGCGGCCCUUCUUGCCUGCAUGCGCAUUGGAAAAGC
Heterobasidion irregulare TC 32-1 is the source of this 2647-nucleotide messenger RNA. RefSeq lists its product as uncharacterized. Gene Ontology annotation, biological process: mRNA splicing, via spliceosome. The record is from RefSeq and is a predicted model, not a curated record. Gene Ontology annotation, molecular function: RNA helicase activity; ATP binding; RNA binding. Gene Ontology annotation, cellular component: catalytic step 2 spliceosome. The transcript has 11 exons. The coding region runs from base 1 to 2256 and encodes 751 amino acids. Lineage: Eukaryota; Fungi; Basidiomycota; Agaricomycetes; Russulales; Bondarzewiaceae.